Molecule: messenger RNA, 5655 nt
Organism: Seriola dumerili (greater amberjack)
Lineage: Eukaryota; Metazoa; Chordata; Actinopteri; Carangiformes; Carangidae
Gene: abcc1
Product: multidrug resistance-associated protein 1-like
Exons: 31
Coding region: 66-4607 (1513 amino acids)
Biological process (GO): xenobiotic transport; glutathione transmembrane transport
Cellular component (GO): basolateral plasma membrane
Molecular function (GO): ATP hydrolysis activity; ATP binding; ABC-type xenobiotic transporter activity
Source: RefSeq, a predicted model, not a curated record
AAAACCAAAGCCGAGCACAAACACCUCCAACGGUCAGGACCGCGACUUCCACUGCGUCGCGGCGAAUGGGGUUUGACAAGUUCUGCAGUCUGGACCGUUCCGAUCCGUUCUGGGAUUGGAACCGUACAUGGUACACUGCAAACCCAGACCUCACCCAGUGUUUCCAGAACACUGUCCUGGUGUGGCUGCCAUGCCUCUACCUCUGGGUUUGUGCCCCUAUCUACCUCAUCUACCUCCGCAGCCACGACCGGGGCUACAUAUGUAUGAGUCACCUCAACAAAGCUAAAACUGCUGUUGGUCUUCUACUGUGGAUCAUCUGCUGGUCAGAUGUUUUCUAUUCUUUCUGGGAAAGAAGUCAUGGCAACAGCAUCCCCGCCGCUGUCCACCUGGUCAGUCCAACCUUACUGGGCCUCACCAUGCUGCUGGCCGCCAUGGUAAUCCAGUAUGAGCGGAUGAAGGGCGUUCAGUCAUCUGGAGUGAUGCUGAUCUUCUGGCUGCUUGCACUGCUGUGUGCCACAGUCACCUUUAGGUCUAAAAUCCUCCAGGUCCUGGACCAGCCUCUCACGGUCAGUGCGUGGCGAUACACCACCUUUUACAGCUACUACGCUCUGCUGCUGGUCGCUCUGUUCCUGUCCUCCCUGACGGACCAGCCCCCACUCUUCUCCCAGGCUGUCAAAGACACGAACCCCUGUCCUGAGCCCGGAGCCUCCUUCCUCUCCAGAAUCACCUUCUGGUGGAUCACCAGGAUGAUGGUGACAGGCUACAAGCGCCCCCUGGAGGAAAAGGACCUGUGGUCUCUGAACCCUGAGGACCGUUCCCAGAGAGUGGUCCCACAGCUGGUGCGUCGCUGGAACACAGAGUGCCAGAAGGUCAAAAGCACGGAGCAGAAAACUUUGUACUCCCCCAGGCAGGUCCCAAACAGUGAGAGCAAAGAGGGCCGAGCAGUGGAAGAGUCUGAAAUCCUGAUUGUAAAAAACCCCCAGAAAACAAAGGAGCCCUCCCUGUUCUGGGCCCUGUGCCUGACCUUCGGGCCCUACUUCCUCAUCUCCUGCCUCUAUAAGAUCAUCCAGGACAUCCUGAUGUUCGUGGGGCCUGAGAUCCUCCGGCUGCUGAUCCGCUUCGUGAACAACUCCAGUGCCCCCUACUGGCAGGGCUACUUCUACACCGCUCUGCUCUUCAUCUGUACCUGUGUGCAGUCGCUCAUCCUCCAGAAGUACUUCCACGUCUGCUUCGUCUCAGGCAUGCGUCUGCGCACCGCCAUCAUCGGAGCCGUCUACAGGAAGGCCCUGGUUAUCAGCAGCGCAGCACGUCGCACCUCCACAGUGGGGGAGAUGGUCAACCUGAUGUCAGUGGAUGCUCAGCGCUUCAUGGACCUCAUCACGUACAUCAACAUGAUAUGGUCGGCCCCCUUGCAGGUGGUGCUGGCCCUCUACUUUCUCUGGCAGAACCUGGGUCCGUCUGUGCUGGCUGGAGUCGCUGUGAUGGUUCUAAUGGUUCCUGUUAACGCUGUCAUUGCUAUGAAGACCAAAACCUACCAGGUGGCUCAGAUGAAAAGUAAGGACAAUCGCAUCAAGCUGAUGAAUGAGAUGUUGAAUGGCAUCAAAGUGCUGAAGCUGUACGCCUGGGAACUGGCCUUCAAGGACAAGGUGUCAGAGAUCCGUGAGAGUGAGCUGAGGGUCCUAAAGAAGGCCGCCUACCUGGGUGCCAUGUCCACCUUCACCUGGGUCUGUGCACCUUUCCUGGUUGCCCUCUCCACCUUCACUGUGUACGUCCUGAUCGAUGAACACAACGUGCUCGACGCUCAAAAAGCCUUUGUGUCGCUGGCGCUCUUCAACAUACUGCGAUUUCCUCUCAACAUGCUGCCUAUGGUCAUCAGUAGUAUGGUGCAGGCCAGUGUGUCCCUGAAGAGGCUCAGAGUGUUUCUGUCCCACGAGGAGCUGCAGGAAGACAGUGUGGAGCACCGAGCAGCAGCCGGCUCCCCACACAGUGUCUCCAUAGUGGAUGGAGUUUUCAGCUGGUCCAGAACUGAGUCACCGACACUGAAGCAGAUGAAUAUGUGUAUCCCAGAAGGCUCUCUGGUGGCUGUGGUGGGACACGUGGGUUCAGGAAAGUCCUCUCUGCUCUCCGCCCUGCUCGGGGAGAUGGACAAACUGGAGGGAACCGUGGCUGUCAAGGGGUCAGUGGCCUACGUUCCCCAGCAGGCCUGGAUCCAGAACUCUACCCUGAGAGACAACAUAAUGUUUGGUCAGGAGAGGAGAGAGGCCUGGUAUCAUCGUGUGGUGGAUGCUUGCGCCCUCCAGCCUGACCUCGAGAUCCUUCCUGCUGGAGACGAGACCGAGAUCGGAGAGAAGGGAGUGAAUCUGUCUGGAGGUCAGAAACAGAGGGUGAGCCUGGCCAGGGCUGUGUACUGUGACCGAGCUGUCUACCUGCUGGACGACCCACUGUCUGCGGUGGACGCCCACGUAGGAAAACACAUCUUUGAUCAGGUCAUUGGUCCUCAGGGACUGCUAAAGGACAAGACUCGUGUGCUGGUGACCCAUGGGCUGAGCUACCUGCCCCAGGUGGACCUCAUCCUGGUCAUGGUGGGGGGAGAGGUGACGGAGAUGGGCUCGUAUCAGCAGCUCAUGGCCACAGAGGGCGCCUUCUCUGAGUUCCUGCGGACAUACGCAUCUGUGGACUACACUGACAACAACGAAAUUCCGCCAAAGAGUGGAACCAAAGGAACAGAGAACGGCAGCGCAACUGCUCUGGCUGGCAGUCCAGUUGUCAGCAGUGUGUCCAAGCUGUCCCAGACCAACAAGGAGGGCCAGGACCUGAACAAGAAGGCAAAGAACCCUGAGGUGGGCAAGCUGACUGAGGCUGACAAGGCCAGCAUUGGACGGGUCCAACUGUCUGUGUUCUGGGCAUACCUGAAGGCCAUUGGGGUUCUCCUGUCCUGCAUCAGUCUGCUGCUGUUCCUCGCCCAUCACCUGGUCUCCCUCUUCUCCAACUACUGGCUGAGUCUGUGGACGGACGACCCGGUGGUUAACGGCACGCAGCCGAACAGACUGAUGAGACUGGGGGUGUACGGUGGUCUCGGCCUGUCCCAGGGCGUGGCAGUCUUUGGUUACUCCCUCUCCAUGUCCAUCGGGGGGAUCCUGGCGUCCCGCGUCCUCCACCAGUCCAUGCUGUACGAUGUCCUCCGCUCACCUAUGUCCUUCUUCGAGCGAACCCCCAGCGGAAACCUGGUCAACCGCUUCGCCAAGGAGAUGGACACCAUCGACUCAAUGAUCCCCGUCAUCAUCAAGAUGUUUAUGGGCUCCAUGUUCAACGUGCUGGGGGCCUGCGUCAUCAUCCUCGUCGCCACGCCACUGGUCGCCAUCAUCAUCCCUUUCCUCGGUCUGCUCUACUUUUUUGUGCAGAGGUUUUAUGUUGCAUCAUCUCGUCAGCUGAAGCGUCUGGAGUCCGUCAGCCGUUCACCCAUCUACACUCACUUUAAUGAGACUCUGCUGGGCACCUCCGUCAUUAGAGCCUUUGGAGAACAGGCACGCUUCAUCUGUGAGAGCGACCAGAGGGUAGACCACAACCAGAAGGCCUACUACCCUGGCAUAGUGGCCAACAGGUGGCUCGCAGUCCGUCUGGAGUUUGUGGGAAACUGCAUCGUGUCAUUUGCUGCUUUGUUUGCUGUCAUAGCUAGAGACAGCCUCAGUCCGGGCAUCAUGGGCCUGUCCAUCUCCUACGCCCUCCAGCUGACUGCCUCUCUGACCUGGCUGGUGAGGAUGUCCUCUGACGUGGAGACCAACAUCGUGGCUGUUGAGAGAGUGAAAGAGUAUGGCGACACAGAGAAAGAGGCCGAGUGGAAACACGAGUCCUCCCCCCUCCCACCGGGGUGGCCCACUGACGGCUGCAUCGACAUCAGAAGCUUUGGCCUGCGCUACCGCCACGACCUGGACCUCGCCAUCCGCAACAUCAGCAUCAAGAUCAACGGAGGAGAGAAGGUGGGGAUCGUGGGGCGCACUGGAGCGGGGAAGUCCUCCCUGACUCUGGGACUGUUCCGGAUCAUCGAGGGAGCUGAGGGCCACAUCUUCAUUGACGGGGUGGACAUUGCUCAGCUGGGCCUCCAUGACCUCCGCUCCAGAAUCACCAUCAUCCCACAGGACCCGGUGCUGUUUUCUGGCUCUCUGAGGAUGAACCUGGAUCCUUUCGACAGCUACUCUGAUGAGGACGUGUGGCGGGCUCUUGAGCUCUCCCACCUCAAGGCCUUUGUCUCCGGUCUGCCCAACAAACUCACCCAUGAGUGCAGUGAAGGAGGGGAGAACCUCAGUGUAGGUCAGAGGCAGCUGGUGUGCCUGGCCAGAGCUCUGCUCAGGAAGACCAAGAUCCUGGUUCUGGACGAGGCCACAGCAGCUGUGGAUCUGGAGACAGACAACCUGAUCCAGUCCACCAUCCGGUCUCAGUUUGAGGACUGCACCGUACUUACUAUAGCUCAUCGCCUCAACACCAUCAUGGACUACAACAGGGUCCUGGUGUUGGACAAAGGUGAGAUGGCAGAGUUUGACUCCCCCUCUCACCUCAUCGCUCAAAGAGGAGCCUUUUACAAGAUGGCCAAGGACGCUGGACUGGUCUGAAGCAGGAGGUCUGGUCUGAAGUAGGAGGUGCCUCACUUGGUCCAGCUGCUCCUCUGGCCCCCCCAGCUCUGCUGGCUCCCGGAGGUCCUGAGUUAAAGAGAGGGAGAUGAAGCAGGAGCCUGUUUGAAAGUGGUGGUGAGAACAAGGGCUUUGGCCUGACCUGCUCCACCCGACACCUCCGUCCUCAUUGAACUACAGAUUCUCCCUGUUAGUCCAGAUCAUGUCUAUGUCCCCUGGUCUCUUCCCACCCCCCUUCACAGUCUCUCUCUUCUGUUUCUGCCAUGAAGGUGGUAACAAGAGUGUCAAAUGUGGCUUUUAUUUUGACAGAGCAAUGUAUCAGUGCUGGAGCAGUGUCUCAGGUCAGAGGAGGACAAAGAGACAAGUGUCCUCUAAGUUUGACAUCAUCAGUGCCAAAUACGUCCCUCACAUGUCCCAUUUUAGGAUUUGAGAAGAUGAAGGGACACUUCUCCCACAGACAGUCCAGAAGUGUCUCCUCACACUGUCCUGCUCUGUCCCAGGUCCAUACCACACACCAGAGACAGUCCAGGAUAUAGUCUCUGUGCUAUUGUGUCUGUCUUUUACUGUCAGAGUAAGAUAUGAACACAGUUUUGUGAUUCAGUGUGAUUCAGUCUCAGUUUAAAGGAAAACACUGGUGUUAGUGGGGAACCUAAAAGAUCCUAGGACUUAAAGCCAAGUGGACUCUGACUGAGACUGAGGCUGAGACUCUGUCUCUGACCGAGACUGAGACUCUGACCAAGACUGAGACUCUGAGAUUGUGACUCUGACUGAGGCUGAGAUUCUGAUUCUGACUGAGACCCCGACUCUGACUAAGAAUGAGACUCUGAGAUUGUGACUCUGCCUGAGGCUGAGACUGAGACUGAGAUUCUGACUCUGACUGAGGCUGAGAUGCUGAGAUUUUGUCUCUGGCUGAGGCUGAGACUGAGACUGGCUCUAACCGAGACUGAGACUCUGACCAAGACUGAGACCUUGACUGACUAAGACUCUGAGAUUGUGACUCUGACUGAGGCUGAGACUCUGACUGAGAAUC